CGAGGCCGCCCGGUGGCAUGCAGGAUGAGCUGAUCUGCGGGACGCAGGUGUGCAUGAUGUCCGACGAGGGCGCCCGAAACGAUGUACACCACCACCACCACCACCCCCGACCACCGUCUGCCUCCGUCCUCCAGGUGGUGGUGGUGGUGCGCUUCCUGCUCCCAGGAGACAGCCCGAGGCCGUCUCAGGGUCGUCCGCCAGGCUGCCCCGAGGUCUGCCCCGGGGGCGCGGCGCGACCCAGCCGCAGGCAGGCGCGCUGCUGGGGAAGAAGAGAGCGACGGUGUUGAGGGCUGGCCGCCGCCCCGCCACCCUCGGGGGCGCGCAGGCGGCCGCCGUGCGCCGGGAGGAGAAGGCAGGCGAGGGCCGUGGCCAAGCCUGACCGCGGGCACGUCGGUGUCGAUCCGAGUCACCGUGAAACGAAGCCAGGACGAGCCAGAAUGCGUGGAUAAUCCUGGUGGAUCCGCGACGGCCGGCAUGGACGAUGACCAGAGCUGGCGUCAUGGUCAACGCGCUUCUUCCCUCGAGGGCGGGGUAUUCCGGCCGCCCCCGAUCUGGAGGCGAGCACGGAGUUGCGGGCAACGGCGAGGAUGCAGCCUGUAAAAGUACUCCUACAUAUUGACGGAAAGACAAUGCAGGACAAGACAAGAACCCGCGUCGAGGCACCUACGAAAUUGCGGCGGGUGGGCGCCGGGGCGCCGGCACGGGCUGGCCGCUCAGAAGCUGGAGCCGGGCAGGGGGAUCCAGGGUCGGAAACUGGCAGCCGGAGUCGGAGAGUUGGGAGUGGGAUGGGAGUAUUGACGGACAGAUAGGCGCCGAAUGAAACUCCUGGACAGCACCCCAAACAACGCGGACCACCAUCCAUCAUAGAUAGCGACGAUGCCGCCCCGGCCUGACACUGCGAUCAGCGCUCAAACGAGAAAUCCGAUCUCAAGACGCUCAUGCUGUCUGAGGUCUGGGCGGACUCCUUCGGUCAGCGCUGAACCGCCUUCCCCCGCCGUCCUGCGGAUCUCCAUGCCCCGUGCACUGCGAGCUGUCGUGCGUGAUCUGUUCUCCAUUGGGCGCCCGAGUUAUAC
Prorocentrum cordatum is the source of this 1073-nucleotide messenger RNA. NCBI's taxonomy places the organism in Eukaryota, Dinophyceae, Prorocentrales, Prorocentraceae. The record is from the annotation of a GenBank genome assembly.